Molecule: messenger RNA, 747 nt
Organism: Trichobilharzia szidati
Lineage: Eukaryota; Metazoa; Platyhelminthes; Trematoda; Strigeidida; Schistosomatidae
Source: the annotation of a GenBank genome assembly
AUGCAAACAAUUCUGAAGUAUGAACUUCCCAUUCGUGUUGAACAAAAUCAUUGUGUUAAAAAGAAGGAUCAAAUUUUGGCUACAAUGUGCCCGAAUUCAGAGACUAUGACUGCGAAAACGUGUGGCCCAAUCAACUACUGUCAGAUUUCAAAGGACGAUACCAUUCGGGAAAUCUUGGAUAAGAUCUUCCCCCCAAUAGUGUAUAAGGAUAUGGGUACGAAGUGGGUCAAGUAUGUAUCGAAGAAAUCUACCACUUCUCUUGAAGUCAAAAAUAUAGAAGUGGAAAUGGAGAGAAUACUGGAAAACCGUUGUAGCCGCAAAAAGCCUAUUUGUGCCAUAAGACACGAUGUUCUGAGCGACUUGGCAAAUGAGACACUGCGACAACUCAUUGUUGAUUGUCCAGAACAAGGACUUUUAUUCAAGCGUGUGUUAGACCAUUAUAACACAGAAUUUUAUGGCUAUGAAACACUUCUGAGGUUUACUGAAGGAUUUAUAGGACGAAGAAGGGUAGCAUGGCAGCAUAUAAAAGCAGAACGUCAGCAAAAGAUUAAUCAUCUAGAAAAAACAAAGAAGUUAUUAGAAUUUCAAGUUGCAGAAUUAAAACAAAAAGCUGAUGCAUUGGAAAAAAAGAAUCAAGAAGCUAAAACUAAACGAGAUCAAGCAAGAAAUGAAGAGAUUAAAUUCUACAAACAUCGUGGUGAACAGCUUAAGGCUCAAUUCGACACUUCAGUACUUCCUUCUAGCUGA